Messenger RNA from Pocillopora verrucosa, 1656 nucleotides. NCBI's taxonomy places the organism in Eukaryota, Metazoa, Cnidaria, Anthozoa, Scleractinia, Pocilloporidae. The record is from RefSeq and is a predicted model, not a curated record.
AAUGCAAGGAAAGGGAAAGUGGUUCGUUGCCAGACGCUUUGAAAAAUUCACUGAGAGAGCAUUUUAGAGACAUUUUUUGGAGCUUAAAACUUCACUUGUUGUUUCAUGGUGCGCCGGACGCUGAUUUGAAGAAGAUGGGUGUUUGGGAAUUAGUCUCUUUGUCAGCCGAUGAAAUGAAAACAAAACCAGACGAAAAAAGUGUCAUUGAUCCAGGAAGUAAAAUCUUGGAAAUCGUAAGCGACAUAACUCAGAGAGAGGGUGUCCCAAAAGGCAGUACAGAGCAUGCCCGAAAGGUAGAGGAACAAGCAAGAAGUCUUUUAAGCUCUCUCCCUAAAGUAUUUAGACCGAAGGUUUUAGCAGUAGUUUCACAUAAUGGCGAGAGCUUUGUUGGCGCGUCGAUUGCAGUAAGUGAUUUCUUACGCCCUCUCUAUUUGCACAAAAGAAUUGCUGAUUUCAGAAAACCUAGCCUCAGAGAAGCAAUCAUAUUUCAUCAGCCAUUAGAAACAGCAGAUACGCAGGACUGGAGAUCGGAAGCAUCAAAGAUCUAUGGCACCCACACACCCCGUGACACCGCCAAACCUGCAUGUGGAAAUUGCCGACGCACUUUCAGAAACUUAGAAGGCUUUGUACGAGAGAAUGAGCAAGGAGAUGAUAACAAUACAACAAUCCUCGGCGCAUGUGCAGAAUACUGUCCUGUUAACAAACUUCUUCACGAUGAAACAAAUGAUGGUUCAGAAAUAGGUCCUCGUCUUCAUAUGAAUUUGGGGCGAUGCUUAGAACUCUUUCAGAAAUUUGAUGCAAUUGGUAAACAGUGCCAAGAAGCUGUUAGUUCUGAAAAUAAAAGAAUCCAAAAAAAGGUGUACAAACAAGUACAUCCUAUACUUGACAUUUUUGGCCGAUCACCAGAAUUCAAUAACAAGUUCUAGGAAUUGGCUUUAAUACUGAUGAUCAGUUGAUACGCCACCUAUACAGUGUACUUGUUCAUAAAAAGCAAUCGCCAUCUCUAACACAGUACAGGAGAAUACAAACAGUAGACUAGGCUUUAGUUUUCGAUGGUUCCAAGAAAAACUUGUAAUUGGUUGUAUAUAUACACGCUCUGCAUGCAAUUGCGAAUUCUUUAUAUGUCAUACCUAAAACUCAAUCUGUCGCCCCUUCACUUAUGACAUAUUCCAGGCUAGUAAAGGGUGGAGAUGGACUGGAAAAUAUUUUAAAACGGUCUCAUUUUAGUCAGCCGGUGGAAUUUCCAAAUCGAUAUCACUUGAUUCACGCACCAUUCUUAGAAAGACGUUUCACUGCCUUUAAAUGGACUUUCAGGAAAUAUGGUAAAUUUGCCUUUUUAAAAAUUGAAUCGAACAAGGCCAGGAAUAAAAUAAAUCAAGGCUAGCAUCGAAAACCUACAGGGCCGGUUAUUUACUCAAGAUCCAACCCAUACCACGGUUUUGCGCAAUCAGUGAGCCCCAGACUCUCUUUAUAAGAGAGUUGCUUUAAUUAAAUAAUCGUCCUUCCACUGUUAGCUUUCAGCCCUUCUGACAUUGUUUGCAAAAAUAAAUGUUCAGAUAAAAGGUUCAGCUAAAUUUAGGAUUUUUUAGGGCAUGACUCUGUCACUUUAGCCAAUAUCUAGAAUAUAGGACAUUACAGCUGGUUGAGAAUAGUAAG